Molecule: messenger RNA, 4661 nt
Organism: Maylandia zebra (zebra mbuna)
Lineage: Eukaryota; Metazoa; Chordata; Actinopteri; Cichliformes; Cichlidae
Gene: perm1a
Product: PPARGC1 and ESRR induced regulator, muscle 1a
Biological process (GO): response to muscle activity; regulation of DNA-templated transcription
Cellular component (GO): nucleus; cytoplasm
Source: RefSeq, a predicted model, not a curated record
AACACCUACCAGAGGACGUACAGCAUGGUGCUGCAGAGACUUCCUUGACCUUCAUCUCCUGUAGAGCAGGACAGCUUGAAUCAGGACAGGUUUUGUUGAAGUUGAAGCAAAAUGGAAGAGUUUGAAUACAGUGUGGAAAUCUGUGACCGUGACUGGGAGCGCUUCUUUGCAGAGUGCGAGGAGUGUAAUCUGCUUCCUCCAUCGCUAGCAGGUCUCGAAGAUUCGGGGAUGAGUGACAUUGAUGACACGGGGUCUGUUCUUGCCAUGAGGGCUCAGAGAGUCGAUCUAACCGCAGGCUUUUCUGAGACUGACCGCCCUAUCGAUGGGCCGCCACACUGUGAGGGCUCUCCUGUGGAACACUACCUCAGCAAACACGGCAUAGGAGGGAUGGAGAGCGUCCUCUCGGGCAGCGAGGAGGAUAUCCACCUGCAGUCCGUCAAUAUGUUUUUUGAAAGGCUGAAAAGUCUGACAGAGCCUGAGCCAAGCCGAGUGAACUUUGGAAAAAACAGUGAGGCAAUACAAGAGACGGAGCGGUGCAGCGAAGGGCAGCAGGCCAGUAGAGAUGCACUGCCAAAAAACAUCCAAAAGUUAAACUUUCUGCCUGCCAGGGGUGAAACAGCAGUUGGCAAAGAGAGCAAGAGGCCUGUCGACACCAUCAGAAAGACAAACACACUGAGAAAAGUGCACUCUGACCCCAGCAUUUCCUUGCAACAUGCAGCCAGUAACUCAGUACUCAACACUAACAAAUCAACUGAAACUGAGUUAUUCAUCAGAGAGGAAGCCUGCACAGAACCCAGAGUCAGCGACGUACAGCAGUGGAAUCGUGACUCACUGUGCACGGCCGUCUGCUCAGUGACCACACCAAACAAGGUGCAGACAUGCGCACUUCUACAUGACUUUAAAGAGGAAGAAUUGUUGAAACACCUCUGUAAAAAGUGUGCCACUGAUUUAGCCAGUGAUUUGGACAUGGCAAAUAUUAAAUGGCAGGAAGACCAAACUCCUAUUGUUUCACAGUCAGACACAGCAUGUUCAAACAAAGCAGUGAUCCAAGAAUCUCCGUCUGCUUCCAUGAAGAGGAAGAGGAGAAAGAAGAGACGGCUCAGUGUGGAGCAAGGCGAAGGUGGGCACGGAUACGAGAGGCAGGUUUUAGUCAAGCCGAGCGACUCGGAGGAGGAGCAGUGCCCGUCAAAAGCAGGAACAGGUCUCUGCUUUUCUGAGGAUAUCAAGUCGUUUUAUUUAAACGAACCACAGAAAAAUCUCACAUCUCUUCUAACACCAUAUUCAAUGACCAGCAGCAGUUUCCCGGUCAUUAUAUCUUCUAAUCCUCCAUGUGAUAGUCAGCACCAAUAUUUGUCAGAGAGUGUGGGCAGGCAGAGGAGGAGUACAGAUACAUCCGACAAUAAUUCAGCAAACAAUAGCUCAGCGACCACACUGAGUCAAACUGAUGACAGUGCAACGUCUGCACCAAACAGCAGUGCUACUGUGGCAACAAACUCAGAGGUUUGCAGCGAGUCGCAGGAGGAAAAAUCAGCUGGACUGAAAAUGUAUCCUAAACUGUCAGUUUUAAUGACAGUAGGUGAAUAUGGUAAACCAGACAUGGGCAGAGAAAGUCAGAGCGGGGACAUAAAAGUCGAGGGGCGUCACUCCGUCACUUCACCUGAAAAUGAACAGAAUCUCACAUCUGCUGUAGAGGUCAAAGCAGUAACUCAUAGUCUUUUAUCGAGCUCAGAGUCAAAUGCUACUUCUGUGGAAGUCGGCCAAAAUGACAGACAACCCGCCGCUAAGUCAGUCCUGGCUGUGGAGGCUGGAAAUUCUGGCGGGGACGAGCCCACACUGUGUCCCAGUGAGGCUGAGCCCCAACAACAGCUGGAAAAGGAGUUUCACAACACAGACCAAUAUAGCGGCACAAUGGCAAACACCGACUAUUCUCCACCUACAGCCUCGACUUUAAAAGGCUUGCUCACAAAACCUCUGCAAUUAAAAACUUCUGCCUGCAAAGUUAUCAGCGCUCAAUUUACAUCUGAUAGUUUUAAUCCCUCGCCCGAUGAAAGCUUUCUGUCUAAAAGUUCACCCUGUAUAGGUGUGAAUACAGAGUGUCCUCUUGAGGUUCACACCUCACCCAAAUUAGAUAUUUCAGAGAAAAGCACAGAAACACUAGCGGCAUCACAGAUAACAAGCAAGAGUCGAGCAGAAACCAAAUCACCCGUGUCUGAAGAUGCACUAACAAGUCUUUCAGAUAUCACAAAUGUAUCAUCCUGUGGUACUCUGAACACAGAGUCACGGUCAAAUGGAAAUAUCAGAGACAUGCCAGCAAGUUUCUGUUCAUCUGUCAGCGAGCAAGAGUCUGGAGGUCAUGGAGGAAAAAAGGGGGACGAGAAAUCUGGACUCAAGAGCUCAGACUCAGUGUGCGAGUUGUUGGGAAAAGCGGAAGAUGCCAUCUUGGUACCCGAAGCUGAAUGUAAACCUGAACGGGUGCUGAAUCCAGUGUUUGCUAUGUCUUCCUUUUGGAGUGAGAUGGAGAAGCUGACAAUAAACGACAUUCUGGGUUUGAGAAUGAUCAGCAAAGCUGCUCCACCCAGCUCCCUCCCACCGUUACAGGAAAAAGAGGAGAUGGCAGAUUCAGGCUUUUUCACUCAAAUAGACGAGUCCACACCCGAGCAAACGACCGAGGACGCCUCUGGUUUCCCCGAUGCUGUAGAAUCAUGUUUUAAUCCUAAUAGCGCGGCCAAUUUUUCCCCUUCACGAAGUGUUUUAUGGGAGAGUGAAUCAGCCCACGUGAGCCGAAGUGCUGAUAUUUACCCUGAAAAUGUGAUGCUGACAUCUGUGAGCGACACUUCUCGACCUUUCCUCUCAGAAAAGGCUGAAAAGUCCCUCCGAAAGAUUUCCAAAAAUAUCAGCGUGCACAACUUACGUGCACUCGAGUCUGAGUCAUUUAGCUACACGCAGAAAUGUGAAACUUUACAAACAGUAGAUGAAGGAGAAUCUCAGAAAGCAGAGUAUGUCUUGCCUAAGCAAGACAAAGGCACAGAUCCUCUGCCUUCCUCUCUGACAGACAGUUACAGCAUCUCUCUCAUAGAUAUAUUUCAGUACUUCUUUGGAGGGAAACAAACUGCUCCCAGCCAACCAGCUGCAGAUAACUUAACCACCUUCUACGAUGACGGGAAUUCAGUCCCUGAAACGUAUGAUCAUUUUUUCUCUGAGUUCGACACAGAAAACUUCUUCUAUCCGCUCAUCGCAACUGAAGAUGAGACCAAAGACAAGCCAGUUCCUAUCUUUUCCAGCUCUCGCUCAGCUAACAGAAAAUUCCAGUUCCCGGAAGCUUAUGAUUAUUUCUUUGCCUCAUCAUCCUCAUCUGACGAGUCGGAAUCCGAUGAAGAGGAUAACACCGGUCCUGUCAGGGUAUUUACCAGGUUCAGCCGCAAGGCGAGCUCAUCUCAUAUUUCUAAAGACAUGUAUGAUGAUUUCUUUGCAGAGAACAACCUCAGACAAAACUUCUUCUGGAAAACAACAUUCUCCUUCAGGAACAUAAAUUUUUCAGCAUCUACAGUCCAAAACCAGGCGUCGCACUCUCUGUCUCUCGUACCUGCGAGACAAAGGGGCGGUUCUCAUGCAAGGACAGUUUCUUCUCUGAAUGCACUGGGAAAUGAAGACGUGAUGUUUCCUGAUCCACUGCUCUACCACUUUGAGGACAGGGUAGUCAGCCAACUAGCACAGCAGCCUUUCAGAUACGAAGACCUGCAGACGGCCGUUUCAAAUCCAAGGUUGGAUGCCCCAUUCCUGCCGCUCAAACAGUCAGACAUGUGUCUGGUUUGCAUUGCGUUUGCCUCGUGGGUGCUGAAGACUGCAAAUCCACAAGUCGGAGAUGCUUGGAAGGCUGUUCUGCUGGCCAAUGUAAGUGCCCUGUCAGCCAUUCGAUACCUGCGUAAGUACGUCAAAGCGGAGGCGGCCGGCUGUGAAACGAAACUGCACCGCAGGGCGCUGCCUGCUCCUUCACCUCUCGGCCUCUAAAUAUGUCGAGGCUGAAGUGAUCCAUCUUUUCCAGAAAGUCCGCGGCGGAUUGUUGAAACACGUUUGCACUGUGAUUACUGAUCUUACGUCUCACUGAGCUUUCCAGAGAAAGUGUUUAUUUUAAGAGCAGUUAUUUAACUUGAGUGAAACUUUAACAUCCGAAAGUGUUCAGAAAAAAAAUGAAACGACCAAAGGCAAGAUGAGGCAAGCUCAUCUGACUGAAAGAAGGCUUUAGAAAAAUCAGAUGCAUAAGUAUGUGUGAAGCAAGCUUGGAGGUGAUGAGUGAUAAGUGGAUUAGUGUGAGAGACUGUAGAGAUUGAGGAGAAAUUUACACAAACUUGUUUCCAUUACAUGACUUUUGGUAGCAGAUGCUUCUAUUUAAAUCAACCAAACUUUUAAAAUAUUCUUACUCACAGUUAUUGUAUUUUACAGAUUUGCCACUGUAGCCGCUCCCAUUCAGAAGCAUAAUUUAUUUAAGGGGGACAGCAUUCUGUGCCAGUAUCAGUUAUAUGUAUAUUAUAUAUUAUGUGAAUGGUAUUUUAUGUUAAUGACAGAGAUCUGUAUACUGUUGUCAUAUGUUGCACUGAGCUGUGGAUGUUGAUGAUAAUGGCAGUGAUGCCUUUCAGUUGAACUAAAGUAAACAGUGUAGGUUG